Hevea brasiliensis (rubber tree) is the source of this 4394-nucleotide messenger RNA. Its product is annotated as disease resistance protein RPV1. NCBI's taxonomy places the organism in Eukaryota, Viridiplantae, Streptophyta, Magnoliopsida, Malpighiales, Euphorbiaceae. Gene Ontology annotation, molecular function: ADP binding. Gene Ontology annotation, biological process: defense response; signal transduction. The coding region runs from base 364 to 3468 and encodes 1034 amino acids. The transcript is spliced from 5 exons. The record is from RefSeq and is a predicted model, not a curated record.
GUUGCCUUCCACAUUAAGCUUUGGUUUAUUAAUGCCGGCCAUUGAAAAUGAUUUCUUAUUUUUUUGCUUUAUCUGUACAUAAAUAAUUUUGUUCCACGACUUUGUUCUGCUUUGGAUUUACUUUGAAUACUAAUUAAUUGAUUUCUUCCUAGGGGUUCCGUCGUGGAAGCCGAGGUAUGGUUUUUCUACUCAUCUUCUUUCCUUUUUCCCCUUAGUUUCUAAAUCUGAUGUUCUUAAAUUUUCUUGUCUCAGAGUCGUUUACCACAAACUCACAAAAUAUACAUAUCUGGGAUUUUGCUCUCGUUAUUAAUUGCCUUGUUCAAACUCAGGUUUGCACAAGAGCCUUCUUUCAUCACACUCAUCAUGGCUUCAACUUCUUCAUCAACCCUUCCCUGCAAAUAUGAUGUUUUUAUUAGUUUUAGAGGCAAAGAUACCCGUUAUAAUAUUCUCUCCCAUCUCUCUAAAGCCUUAGAGGACAAACAAAUCAAUGUCUUUACGGAUGAAGAGCUUCGUAAAGGAAAAGAGAUCUCACCAGAGCUCUUGAAAAUAAUCAGAGAAUCAAGCAUCUCAAUAAUCAUUUUCUCUGAAAAUUAUGCUGAUUCUCCAUGGUGCUUGGAUGAGCUUGUUGAGAUACGUAAAUGCAAGGAAGAAUCAGGACAAAUAGUCCUACCAGUUUUUUACCAUGUAGAUCCAACUGACGUUCAAGAGCUGACAGGGAAUUUUGGAAAGGCAUUUGAUAUUGCUGAGCGUGGAGAACGAGGCAGUUUACAGAAGGUGGGCAAAUGGAGGCGUGCUUUGAUGGAAAUAAGCAACUUAUCAGGAUGGGAUUCGCAGAAUAUCAAGUAUGAAUCCACAUUAAUUGAGGAAAUCGUCAAUGAUGUUUUGAAGAAAAUUAUUCAUAUGUCUUCAAGUGAUAAUUCUUAUGAUCGCAGCUUGGUUGGAAUCGAAUUACGUGUGAAAAAAGUGGAACAAUUGUUAAAUGAUAAAACAAUUGUAGGAAUUUGGGGGAUGGGAGGCAUUGGCAAAACAACUAUUGCACAAGAAGUAUUUCGUCGAAAUAGGAGUAAAUUCGACGCUCAUUGCUUUGUAGAAAAUGUUAGGGAAACAAUGAUAAAGCAAUCACCAAAUGAUGUACGAGACAAAAUCAUUCGGCAAUUAUUAAGAGAAAAAAAAUUACUUGAAGACACAUUGUUUUGGGGUCCUUUUAUUAGGAGAAUGCUCAAGAGUAAGAAGAUAUUCAUUGUUUUUGAUGAUGUAGAUGAUGCAAAUCAUUUAAAAAAUUUAGUAGGAGAGUGUGAUUUGUGCGGUGUGGAAAAUAGAAUCAUUGUAACUAGCAGAGAUCAGCAAGUACUUAAAAAUUUUGGUCCAAAGGAAAGCAUAUGUGAGGUUGAGAAAUUAACUUAUCCUGAAGAUUUGGAACUCUUUAGCUUGCAUGCCUUCAAGCAAAAUCAUCCAAAGGAAGGAUAUAUAGAGCUAUCAAAGAAGGCAAUAACAUAUGCUGGUGGCAAUCCAUUAGCUCUUAAAGUUUUGGGAUCUCAUUUAUUUGAUAUGGGGAUAGAAGAAUGGCAAAGCGAAUUGGAAAAAUUGAAAGGCCAAUCUCUUAAGAAAAUUCAAGAUGUUUUAAAAAUAAGUUAUGAUGGGUUAGAAAAAAAUGAAAAGGAAAUAUUUCUUCAUAUUGCAUGUUUCUUCAAAUGGCACAAUAAAGAUGAAGUUGAGGGAAUAUUAGAAGCAUGUGGUUUGUUUCCCAAAAGUGCAAUAACUCGUCUAAUUAACAAAUCUCUUAUAAAUAUUUCGUGCAAUGUGGUCGAUAUGCAUGACUUGAUAGAGAAAAUGGGUAAGGAUAUUGUUAGUGAGGAGUGCAAACAGCUUGGACGACGCAGCAGAUUGUGGAAUUAUAAAGAUGUUCAUCAUGUAUUGACAACAAAUACGGGAACUGAAAAUGUUGAAAGCAUAUUACUUGACAUGCGUGGGACGGAUAGUUUGGAGCUAAGUUCCACCGCGUUGAUGAUGAAGAUGUGCAAUCUUAGAUUCUUCAAAGUCAUCUCUAAUUACAAUGGACGAGUGCUCCUUCCUCACUACUUUGAAUUUCCUUCACAAGAGCUAAGAUGUCUUUACUGGCAUUAUUAUCCUUUGACUUCUUUGCCAUCAAAUUUUUGCCCGAAGAAUCUUGUAGUACUUGACUUGCAAAGAAGUAACUUAAUAGAACUUUGGAAUGGAGAUCAGCCACUUGGAAAUUUGAAAAUAAUACGGCUCAGCGACUCUAAGGACCUGAUCAGGAUUCCAGACUUGUCUAGUACUGCCCCAAAUCUUGAGCUUUUGGAUUUGAGUGAAUGUGAAAGUUUGGUUGAGAUUCCCUCAUCUUUCCAAAAUCUGAGCAAGUUAACUGAACUAAAUCUAUUUAGGUGCUAUAAUGUCAGAUAUUGUCCAGAGAUUCCUUGUAAUAUAGGGACUGUAUUGUUAAGUGAAAGUGGAAUAGAACAUCUGCCCUCAUCAAUUGAGCAUUUGACUCAACUUUUCAGAUUGUCCUUGCAUCAGUGUACAAGACUCGUGAGUAUUCCAAACAGCAUUGGCGAGUUGAAAUGUCUUAAAGAAUUUGCUCUCAAUGGAUGCUCAAAUUUAACAAGUCUUCCAGAAAGCAUGAAACAACUAUCGAAGUUGAAAUGGCUUGAUUUAAGAGGUUGCAAGAGACUUAAAUGUUUACCAGAGCUUCCAUCAUGCUUAGAAGUCUUAGAUGCAUCAGAAUGCACCUCUUUGGAAUCUGCAUCAACUUCUUUCCUUUUCAUAGAACAUGAGGAUGAAAAUGAAGAAGCAGAUGAAAGUGAAGAUGAAGAUCAUUUUAAAGAUUGCAAACGUCUUUUCUUUGGUAAAUGCGUCAAUUUGGAUAAGAAAGUGAUGGAGGAUGUUUUUGAAGCGCAUAUGUUGCAUCAGGAAGUGAGUUUAUAUAUGGCAGGAGGUGAAGUGCCAGAAAGGAUGAGAUAUAAGAAUAGAAGGGGAUCCUGGCUUUCAUUCAGACUUGACCUUCGUCACUUAAUUGCCUUCUCUUUCUGCGCCGUUAUUUCCACAAGUAAUUAUUUUGAUCUUUGGACGCCCAUGAAAUGUAGAGUGGAUUUCAUAGACGAAUCUGGACAUACGCGGAGCCAAAAUUUCAUUUUCUAUAAAUCUAAGGAUCAGCAGUACAUGUUUAAGUAUCCAUCAGAACACGUGUUGCUUUGGUUCAGUUAUCACAGUUUCAUCUAUGUUAAUAAAGAGUGUUUCGUUGAGGCCUCACUUCACUUCUCUACUGACGAUGACGAGGGGAUAAUUAAGUGUGGGGUGCAUCCUAUAUAUAUGUGCGAUAGUCUUAGAAGAAAUAAAAAGAGAAGGAGAAAUGAAGAGCAUCCCCAGCAGCAUCAGGAUGACGAGGAACACCAACCACCUCUUCAAAGAAAGAAGAGGAGGCUUCUUCACUCACCUUCACUACAGGUGUAACUAAUUUUUUAUUUGCUGGAGAAGUGGAAAAGUGUAACUUCCCGCUCUUCAUUUUCAGGAGCAGGAAUGUUCCGGAUCGUGUCCAAAGAGCUAAAAUCAUUGGCUUGGAAUGGCUUCGGUUUGUGAGUAAAAGUGUCUCAAGGCGGGUGACAAAAUCAUUUGACAAGCUGAUUAGAGCUGAGACAAUAAUAAUGGGAGUUGGAAUGGAUCUCUGUUGCAUGACAAUGAUGGCCCUCUCUGUAAGUUCAAAAGACGGUGUUAAUUUUUACAACUUUUGGUUUGCAGAAUACAUUUAUUCAUCGCAAGCAUUUCAGCAAAUUCAGUUGGUUAUAUUUUUUGUCAAAUUAAACUGGUUUUAUUCACCAUAUAAUGUCAUCUCUAUUUUCUAGAUAUUUGUUGAUGGUUUUUCACUAGAUAAAGAUCAAACUGGGGAGGACAGCAAAACCCGGUCUUCUCUUGCUUCCCCAGCACCACUUUCAUCUGAUGCUGAUCAUUUCAGCAACUUGGAUAUUUGCUACUGCCAACUUCAUUGUUGAGCUCUCCGCAAUAGUUUUUGGGCAGCUUUUCUCAGAGCAUUGCUUUGUUUUGUGAUUUGGUUUAAGGUUCAGAAGGAACGAGCUAUUUGGCGGUGUAAUGGCACAAUAAUGUCUUGGUUUAUUAUCCUACUCAAAGCGGCACUCUUCUUAGCUCUUUCAUAGACAUUUGUUGGAUUGGUUUGUGCACUUUGUCAAUGCACUCUACAAAUGAUUAUUGUUUGUUCCUUAGGAAUGGUAAUAAUCCAAUCAAAAUAUCCAUUUGGGCUGGCAUCUUUGCAUCUUUGUUUGUUGUGUUAUAAGUUGUGUGGAGAAUUCAAACAUGAUGUUAAUGAGCAAGAUACUUCUUAAUUAGAUCCAAACAAGAAUGCAUACACAAUAAGAACUUGUCAA